This is a messenger RNA of Gossypium raimondii (Peruvian cotton), 2421 nucleotides long. Its product is annotated as mitogen-activated protein kinase kinase kinase 1. Gene Ontology annotation, molecular function: ATP binding; protein kinase activity. The record is from RefSeq and is a predicted model, not a curated record. Gene Ontology annotation, biological process: protein phosphorylation. The transcript has 9 exons. Bases 207 to 1976 code for a protein of 589 amino acids. Lineage: Eukaryota; Viridiplantae; Streptophyta; Magnoliopsida; Malvales; Malvaceae.
AGCCAGCCACUCUGUCUACCAUUAUCACGUUUUUUUUCUCUCUCUUUAGGUCAGCCGCUUUUCGCUCCCAAUUUUUCUCACCUAAAUUUUCCCAGGAAAGUUACGGAGAAAAAGAGCAAAAGUGUUUCUCUUUCUUAAAUUGAUAUUUUCGGAAACCCUAUGCUGCUUUAGCUUGUUUUUUUGAAUUUUGAUGGAUUCUGUUCCACAUGCAUCACUUACCUCGAUUCUUUAGCAAUAGAGUCGCCAUGGACUCGAAAAGGAGCAGAAGAAAACCUAGACUCGAGCGACGCAAUGCAGCGAAGGACAUCGAUUACGAUGCGGGCUCGUUUUGUUCGUCUCUCGAUGAUUCUUCUUCUUCUUCUUCUUCUCCUCUAGUCACACGAUCGCUCGAUUUGUAUCAAACAAGCUUUCGUCUCGAAGGAACCGACGGAGAGCUCGAUCGAAUUUGUCGGAGAUUGGGCCUUAAUGGUCCUGAAGAUUUUUCAAUCCCGACCGCCUCCUGGGAGGCCCGUAAGAUCAGAUCGUCAUCGGAUCUUCUGCCUCGGUCCAGAUUAAACCGGUUGGAUAGUCCUAAAGAAGAGACAGCUCUAGUAAAAGGCGGCGGGGCCGCUGAAGUAACAGUAGAUGAAUUGGCUGAGCGGGUUUUGGCUACUGAGUUGACUCGGAACGACUCGUCCGAGUUGAAAAGGGAAUGCUGCUUUUCUGAUAAAAUUGCGGUGGAUAAUACUACGACAACCGAAUUGAAGUCAAGCACGUCUUGCGUUUCGAAUGUUGUUGUUGGAGGAGGGAAUAGUGGAAUUAAAGGGGAUAGGCCACCGUUUUUAAAGCCACCUCCGGGAAUAAAGCUAAAAGCGAUCGAUAACGGCUGCUCCACCUGGGAUCUGUUUAGGGAUUUCGGCCCCGAUGACGAUAGAGGGUGUGCAAUUCCGGUUAACUCACAUUCGUCUUCCGAUGACGAAGAAUAUAAAAGAGAGGACGGUGGGUUUAAUGAGGGAAAUACUAAGGAGGAAAAUUUAAUGAGAAUAGGAGACAAUGCGGUGCUUUCAGAGUCUUGUUCUUUCACAACUUCGAAUGAUGAUGAUUCUUCGAGUACUACAACGGAGCCUAUGUCAAAUAUUUCCCCUAACGGUAGGUUCAAAAGGACAAUUACUUAUUGGGAGAAAGGUGAGCUUCUGGGAAGUGGAUCAUUUGGAUCGGUUUACGAAGGGAUUUCUGACGAUGGAUUCUUUUUUGCGGUGAAGGAAGUUUCGUUGCUUGAUCAAGGAAGUCAGGGAAAGCAAAGUGUUAUCCAACUUGAACAUGAGAUUGCGCUUUUAAGUCAGUUUGAACAUGAAAAUAUAGUUCAGUAUUAUGGCACGGAUAAGGAUCAAUCAAAAUUAUACAUCUUUCUUGAGCUUGUAACCAAAGGCUCCCUUUUGCAACUAUAUCAGAGAUAUCAUCUUAGGGAUUCUCAAGUCUCUGCAUAUACAAGACAGAUUCUGCAUGGAUUGAAGUAUCUUCAUGACCGAAAUGUGGUUCACAGGGAUGUUAAGUGCGCAAACAUAUUGGUAGAUGCAAGCGGAUCUGUGAAACUUGCAGAUUUUGGGUUGGCAAAGGCAACCAAGUUGAAUGAUGUUAAAUCAUGCAAAGGGACAGCAUUCUGGAUGGCCCCUGAGGUCGUCAACCAGAAAGGUCAAGGGUAUGGACUUCCUGCUGAUAUAUGGAGCCUUGGUUGUACUGUGUUGGAGAUGUUAACCCGUGAAAUUCCAUACCAUCAGUUGGAAUGUAUGCAAGCAUUGUUCAGAAUUGGUAAAGGUGAGCCACCGCCAAUUCCUGAUUCUUUGUCAAAAGAUGCACAAGAUUUUAUCAUGCAAUGCUUACAAACCAAUCCUGAAGCUCGGCCAACUGCUGCAAAGCUCUUGCAGCAUCCAUUUGUGAAGAGGCCUCCUCCAUCGCACUCAGGCUCUGCAUCCCCUCAUCUUGGCCGGCGGUUUUGAUUGUUCAGCCUUGAAACUAAAUUGCAACAAGUUAUGAGAUGUUUAUUCUCUUUGGGUGCCGCUAUGUCCAUGAUGAAGAAGGAAGACAGCUUUGCGUCCAUAAGCUCAAAUGCUUUUUACCUUUUACUUUUGCCCCUAAAGACUAAAGAGUCAACACAAGGAUAGGGAAAAAGGAGUAUGAGGCAUUCUAUGGGCCCUUACGUCAUUUCCGUAGAUCUAGGACAUCAUGAUCCCACUACAAUGUUGUACAGAAAAGAACUGCUGUUGAAUUAUUUGUUGUGAUUUUCUCUGUUCUGAAAUUGCUUUAGUUUGUUAUUUUGGGUGUAACAUUAUUAUUUUAUUAGGAGAAAUUAUUGUAAGAAAUAGAGGCGCGCGCUGUUUAUUUGUAAAUAUGUAUCUCUCUAAAUUUUUGAUGGAAAUUAGUACUUGUUACUUUUUAAGUACA